Messenger RNA from Magnolia sinica, 2011 nucleotides. Its product is annotated as dihydrolipoyllysine-residue acetyltransferase component 5 of pyruvate dehydrogenase complex, chloroplastic. NCBI's taxonomy places the organism in Eukaryota, Viridiplantae, Streptophyta, Magnoliopsida, Magnoliales, Magnoliaceae. Bases 186 to 1613 code for a protein of 475 amino acids. The transcript has 6 exons. Gene Ontology annotation, cellular component: pyruvate dehydrogenase complex; chloroplast envelope; chloroplast thylakoid. The record is from RefSeq and is a predicted model, not a curated record. Gene Ontology annotation, biological process: pyruvate decarboxylation to acetyl-CoA. Gene Ontology annotation, molecular function: dihydrolipoyllysine-residue acetyltransferase activity.
CACACCACACCGGUAGGGUGGUUGGGACCUCCGCCUCAUUUCGAUACUCCCGAGGGACACAACAAAAAGCCCAAACCCAGCAUCCAAAACCCCAUAAAUACAAUAACCCUUCUCCCCACCUCUCUCCCUCUCUGCGAACCUCAUUCAGUAGUCCUCAGUCCCACCAAAACCUCUCCUUCCCAUCCAUGGCCGCCCCACUCCACCUCACCACCUCUUUCAUUCCUUCUUCCUCCAAGCUCCGCCUUCUGUCUCCUACCCCUGCAAAACCACAAAAUUACAAGAAUACCAUCCGGAUCCGCUCUAAGAUCCGAGAGAUAUUCAUGCCCGCCCUCAGCUCCACCAUGACAGAGGGAAAGAUCGUCUCUUGGAUAAGAUCGGAGGGCGAGAAGCUGGCGAAGGGAGACAGCGUCGUCGUUGUCGAAUCCGACAAGGCCGACAUGGACGUCGAGACGUUCUACGACGGCUACCUCGCGGCCAUCAUCGUCGACGAGGGCGGCGUCGCAGCUGUCGGAUCGGCAAUUGCGCUACUGGCCGAGUCCGAGGAGGAGAUCUCCGAGGCCAGAUCCAAGGCCGCGGCGGCUUCUUCUCCCUCUGGAGAAUCCCUGGCUCCGGCUGUGUCUGCGGAGAAGCCCGUAAUUGCGGCACCACCACCGCCGAAGGCGGAGGUUUCUGUUGUGGCUUCUUCCGCGCAUCCCGCAUCGGAGGGAGGGAGAAGGAUUGUGGCGACGCCGUAUGCGAAGAAGCUUGCGAAGGAUUUGAAAGUGGAGUUGGGAUCAGUGGUUGGGAGUGGGCCAUUGGGGAGGAUCGUUGCAAAGGAUGUCGAAGCUGCUGUGGCUGUGGGCACUCCUCCUGCUGCUGCUGCUGCUGCUGCAGGUGCUGUAGAGAGUGUGAGGGCGGAGAGUACGAAAGCAGGGACAGUUGAGGUGCCUGCGGGCAUUGAAUUAGGAACCGUUGUUCCGUUUACAACGAUGCAGGGGGCCGUGAGUCGGAACAUGGUGGAAAGCUUGGCUGUGCCGACAUUCAGGGUUGGGUACACGAUCAUGACCGAUGCCCUCGACAGUCUAUACAAGAGAAUAAAGUCGAAAGGAGUGACGAUGACUGCAUUGCUUGCAAAGGCGACUGCUCUUGCUUUGGUUAAGCACCCAGUUGUGAAUUCUAGCUGUAGAGAUGGCAAGAGCUUCACGUACAAUAGCAGCAUUAACAUUGCGGUUGCUGUGGCUAUGGAUGGGGGUUUGAUUACUCCAGUUCUUCAGGAUGCAGACAAGGUUGACAUCUACUCAUUAUCGAGGAAAUGGAAAGAGCUAGUUGACAAGGCUAGGGCAAAGCAGCUGCAACCUCAUGAAUACAACACAGGUACAUUCACUCUUUCAAACCUUGGUAUGUUUGGUGUUGAUCGCUUUGAUGCAAUUCUGCCUCCAGGAACUGGAGCAAUCAUGGCCGUUGGAGCAUCCCAACCAACUGUAGUUGCUACCAAGGAUGGCCGGAUUGGUGUGAAAAGUCAGAUGCAGGUGAAUGUUACUGCAGAUCAUCGUGUUAUAUAUGGUGCUGAUCUGGCUUCAUUCUUGCAAACUCUAGCGAAGAUCAUUGAGGAUCCAAAAGAUCUCACUUUCUAGUCUCUGCUUCAAGGCCAUUGAAGUCUUCUUGAAUCAUUUGUUGAGAUUAUAUCUCGCAGGUAUUCAUCCAUAGUCAGUGAAUCUCGUCAACGUUGAUGCACCACAACCUCAAAUACAAGUAGACCAGCCCAUAUUAGUUGUCUUAUGAAUUGAAAUUCAGGCCUCGACUUGUUGGAUUAGGAGUUUCACCAUAUCCACUUUGUAGGAUUUAGGAGUGGAGCGGUGAAGAGAUGGCACUUCAGUUUUGGUUUUUGCAAUUUGUUUGUCUGAUGCUCCAGACAUCUGUAAUUUUAUUUUUGUUUUUGCAGUUUGGUUGUCUGAUGAUCCAGACAUCUGCGUUGCUUUAUAGUAUGUAUGAGUACAUCAUGUGGUGAAUAAUUUUGCGAAUCUUAUUUUAA